Molecule: messenger RNA, 117 nt
Organism: Debaryomyces tyrocola
Lineage: Eukaryota; Fungi; Ascomycota; Pichiomycetes; Serinales; Debaryomycetaceae
Source: the annotation of a GenBank genome assembly
AUGCCGGUCCCAGGAAUCGAACUUGGGUUUCAUCGGCCACAACGAUGUGUACUGACCACUAUACUAGACCGGCAUAUCUUGUUGUUUCUCCGAACUAUUACUAUUUACCCUUGCUAA